This is a messenger RNA of Myotis brandtii (Brandt's bat), 2902 nucleotides long. It is a transcript of the gene GTF3C4, whose product is annotated as general transcription factor IIIC, polypeptide 4, 90kDa. Gene Ontology annotation, cellular component: transcription factor TFIIIC complex. Gene Ontology annotation, molecular function: histone acetyltransferase activity; protein binding. The coding region runs from base 97 to 2127 and encodes 676 amino acids. Lineage: Eukaryota; Metazoa; Chordata; Mammalia; Chiroptera; Vespertilionidae. The transcript is spliced from 4 exons. Gene Ontology annotation, biological process: transcription initiation at RNA polymerase III promoter. The record is from RefSeq and is a predicted model, not a curated record.
UAUCUCUCUUAUUUCCAGGUUGGCUCAAAAGCAGAAGUUGCUCAGUGUAAACAGAAAUUUGCCAGCUCUCCAGACCCCGCCAUCAGCCAGACCUUCAUGUUGGACAGGGCGUUCAACCCUGAGGGGAAGGCUUUGCCCCCACUGAGAGGGUUUAAGUACACCACCUGGUCCCCCAUGGGCUGCGAUGCUAAUGGCAGGUGCCUCUUGGCAGCUCUGACCCUGGACAAUCGCCUGACCAUCCAGGCUAACCUCAACAGGCUGCAGUGGGUCCAGCUGGUCGACCUGACUGAGAUUUACGGAGACCGUCUCUUUGAGACCAGUUACAGGUUCUCUAAAACCGAGGCCCCCGGAGGGAACCUGGCGGACUUUGCUGAGUUCCAGAGGAGACACAGCAUGCAGACGCCAGUGAGGAUGGAGUGGUCGGGCAUCUGCACCACGCAGCAGGUCACGCACAACAAUGAGUGCCGGGACGUGGGCAGCGUGCUCCUGGCCGUCCUCUUUGAAAACGGCAACAUCGCUGUGUGGCAGUUCCAGCUGCCUUUCGUGGGGAAGGAGUCCAUCUCUUCCUGCAACACAAUCGAGUCGGGAAUCAGCUCUCCAAGUGUCUUGUUUUGGUGGGAAUAUGAGCACAAUAAUCGGAAAAUGAGUGGCCUUAUUGUGGGGAGUGCCUUCGGACCCGUAAAAAUCCUCCCUGUCAAUCUCAAAGCCAUUAAAGGCUAUUUCACGCUAAGGCAGCCCAUUGUCCUGUGGAAAGAAAUGGACCAGUUGCCCGUGCACAGCAUCAAGUGUGUGCCGCUCUAUCACCCUUACCAGAAGUGUAACUGCAGCUUGGUGGUGGCCGCCAGAGGACCCUAUGUGUUCUGGUGUCUCCUGUUGAUCUCCAAGGCAGGUCUGAAUGUUCACAAUUCCCACGUCACGGGCCUUCACUCGAUGCCCAUCGUUUCCAUGACGGCAGACAAGCAGAACGGGACCGUAUACACUUGCUCCAGCGACGGCAAGGUGAGGCAGCUGAUUCCCAUCUUCACUGAUGUCGCCUUGAAGUUUGAACACCAGCUGAUUAAGCUGUCAGAGGUGUUUGGCUCAGUGAGGACACACGGGAUAGCGGUGAGCCCCUGCGGUGCGUAUCUGGCCAUCAUUACAACUGAGGGCAUGAUCAAUGGCCUCCAUCCCGUUAACAAAAACUACCAGGUCCAGUUUGUUGCUCUCAAAACUUUUGAAGAGGCAGCUGCUCAGCUCUUGGAAUCUUCGGUUCAGAACCUCUUUAAACAGGUAGAUUUGCUAGACCUCGUGCGCUGGAAGAUUCUGAAAGAUAAAUAUAUCCCUCCGUUUUUACAAGAAGCUUUGGAAAAGAAGAUCGAAAGCAGCGGGGCCACCUACUUUUGGCGUUUCAAGCUUUUUCUCCUGAGGAUUUUGUAUCAGUCGAUGCAGAAAACCCCUUCCGAAGCUUUGUGGCAGCCCACCAAGGAGGACUCGAAAGUCUUGCUAGUCGACUCCCCUGGGAUGGGCCCCAUGGAGGACGAGCAAGAAGAAGGCACGUCCUCCAGACAGGCGAGUAAGCAAGGCCUUCAGGAGAAGAGCAAAGAGGGGGACCCGGACGACCCCGCCGAUGACUCCCUCACCCAGGCGGGAGAUGUCGGAGGCCAUGAGCCGAUGGAGGAGAAACUGCUGGAAAUCCAGGGGAAGAUCGAAGCUGUGGAAAUGCACUUGAGCAGGGAGCACAUGAAGCGGGUCUUGGGAGAAGUGUACCUGCACACGUGGAUCACGGAGAACACCAGCGUCCCCACCAGGGGGCUCUGCGACUUCCUCAUGUCUGACGAGGAGUAUGACGACCGGACAGCGCGGGUGCUGAUUGGCCACAUCUCCAAGAAGAUGAACAAGCAGACCUUCCCUGAGCACUGCAGUCUGUGCAAGGAGAUCUUGCCUUUCACGGACCGCAAGCAGGCGGUCUGCUCCAACGGCCACAUCUGGCUCCGGUGCUUUUUAACCUACCAGUCCUGCCAGAGCCUGAUCUACAGAAGGUGUUUGCUCCACGAUAGUAUUGCCCGCCACCCGGCUCCGGAAGACCCCGACUGGAUCAAGAGGCUGCUGCAAAGCCCCUGCCCUUUCUGCGACUCUCCUGUCUUCUGACCGGCAGCGGUGGAGUGGACUGUGAUCUGCGGGAUAGUCCGGCCGGAGAGGGGCUGGACCUGGCCUGCGCAGGGAGGGGCGCUCCUCGUGGCUGGAAAGGGGCCGAGUGAUUCCGAGUGCAGCCUCCGUCUCCGCGGCGAGAGGCAUCUGUAAGUGACGGGGCGCCGAGCCCGGCAUUGAGGUGAACGUCAGCCCCACUCCGUGCCCAGCGAGGAGCACUUGCUUUUAAAGCGUCUUCAUUGAAGCAGUUUGAACAAACACCCUGUCAUUUCUAGGAACGGAGAUUUCUAGAGACUGGAGAAGGGCCUGUGGGCUCCGUGAGGACUUAAUCCUGGCCUGGGUCCAGGACAGCCUUGUGGCUCCAGAGAGCGGAGGUGGCCGGGCACGUGGUGGUCAGUGUCCAGCAGAUGCUCACAGUGUCUGAGCGUGGGGCCUGCUCUGUCCCCAACAAAUAGCCGUGGAACCGGAUCCGCUGGUUCUUGUCUGAAAACAUUUUCCUAAACUAUAUUUUUAAGAGGUUGAAGCCAAGACUAAAAUUGGGUUUCGUGUGUCCAAAGGCCAAGUGACUCUUGUAAAGGAAUAAUUGUGACUCACUUUUAAUGAUCUCGUGUCAUCAGUUUCCUACCCCAACUCCUCAGUGUGUAAGGAUGUAGGCACUCCAGCUCAGGCGGCCACGCCCGCUUCGAACCGAACUGUGGUACCAGAGCGAGACGUCUGUGCAUAGAAAAGAAUGUUUUCUUCUUUCAGUAUUAAAUCGUGGAGUGCUUUUAAUGUU